Molecule: messenger RNA, 1035 nt
Organism: Metarhizium acridum CQMa 102
Lineage: Eukaryota; Fungi; Ascomycota; Sordariomycetes; Hypocreales; Clavicipitaceae
Gene: ELO2
Product: Fatty acyl-CoA elongase/Polyunsaturated fatty acid specific elongation enzyme
Biological process (GO): sphingolipid biosynthetic process; fatty acid elongation, monounsaturated fatty acid; very long-chain fatty acid biosynthetic process
Cellular component (GO): endoplasmic reticulum membrane
Molecular function (GO): fatty acid elongase activity
Source: RefSeq, a predicted model, not a curated record
AUGUCCGGCUUCCUUGAGCAGCUCCCACUGCCUACGAUCGACCGUCCUUUCGGUGUCCAUCUAUGGCCCAUCUUCAGCAAGGCCUGGGAGGCCGUUGUUGGAUAUCCGGCCGAGGAGUUCAACUUUGUGCCAUUCGAGACUCCCAUGUCGACCCUCAAGUCGACCUCUAUCUUCAUCGUCGUUUACUACAUCAUCAUCUUUGGUGGCCGCGAGUUGAUGCGAAGCCGUGAGCCCUUCAAGCUCAAAGCUCUGUUCCUCAUUCACAACUUCUACCUCACUGCCAUCAGCGGAAUUCUCCUGGUCCUCUUCAUUGAACAAUUGGUUCCCGAACUCUACCAUAAUGGUGUCUUCCAUGCCAUCUGCCACUAUGAUGGCGGUUGGACUCAACCCAUGGUUGUCUUGUACUACCUAAACUACCUGACUAAGUAUCUUGAGUUGUUGGACACUGUGUUCCUCUUCUUGAAAAAGAAGCCGUUGACCUUCCUCCACUGCUACCACCACGGUGCUACUGCUCUUCUCUGCUAUACUCAGCUCAUUGGCUCUACCUCUGUCUCCUGGGUUCCCAUCACCCUGAACCUGACUGUUCACGUCGUCAUGUAUUGGUAUUACUUCCAGAGCGCUCGAGGCAUCCGCAUUUGGUGGAAGGAGUGGGUCACUCGUCUCCAGAUCAUCCAGUUCAUCAUUGAUCUUGGUUUUGUAUAUUUCGCCUCAUACACCUACUUCACGUCGACCUACUUCCCAUGGCUGCCAAAUGCCGGCAAGUGCGCUGGUGAGGAAUUUGCCGCCUUCUCUGGUAUUGCCAUCCUCAGCUCGUAUCUGGUCCUCUUCAUCUCCUUCUACUUUGCCACCUACAAGAAGGGCGGUAAAAGCACCACGCGCAAGUCUCUGCGACGCAUGUCCCAGGCUCCCCUUCCCGACCCUCUGCACGUCCAGGCUGCGGUCGCUGCCAGCGGCAAGAGCAACGGCCACACCAACGGUGCCACCACCACUGGGGCAAAGGCUAACGGUGCCACCACUCGCUCCCGCAAGGCUUAA